UUUUUUAUUAUAUCAUGCCUAUAAGAAUGCUUUUUAAACCACUUCUUAUUUAGUAAAUAACUAAUUUAAAUAAAUAGAUAAGCUUGUCAUUUCAUUAUUUGUACUUUGAAAUUAAUUAAUAUUAAAAUCAGAAAAAUUGUAUGAUCAUUUAUUAGACAAACAUUGAUUUCUUUUUUCUUAUCUCUUGCAGGAUUUCUGGUAGGUCCUUUUUUAGGAUAAGAUGCUGUAACUGUUGAAACGCCAGUCUGCAUUGAUUCACAGACAGUUGGCUUUUCAGCUGGAAAGCCUUUUUUUCCCCCCUUGCUGGUAUACUGAACUUAUGAAAUCAUGGCAGAAGGAGAGACAGAGUCACCUGGGCCCAGAAAGCGUGGCCCCUACAUUUCAUCUGUCACUAGCAGGAGUGUGAACUUGAUGAUUCGUGGAGUGGUACUAUUUUUUAUUGGAGUAUUUCUUGCAUUAGUGUUAAAUUUACUUCAGAUUCAGAGAAAUGUGACGCUCUUUCCACCUGACGUGAUCGCAAGCAUCUUUUCUUCAGCAUGGUGGGUACCGCCGUGCUGUGGCACAGCCUCAGCUGUGAUUGGGUUAUUAUACCCCUGCAUUGACAGGCAUCUAGGAGAACCACAUAAAUUUAAAAGAGAGUGGUCCAGUGUGAUGCGGUGCGUAGCCGUCUUUGUUGGUAUAAAUCAUGCCAGUGCUAAAGUGGAUUUUGAUAACAACAUACAGUUGUCUCUCACACUGGCUGCACUCUCCAUUGGACUUUGGUGGACCUUUGAUAGAUCUAGAAGUGGUUUUGGCCUUGGAGUAGGAAUUGCUUUCUUGGCAACCUUGGUCACUCAACUGCUAGUCUAUAAUGGUGUUUAUCAAUAUACAUCUCCAGAUUUUCUCUAUGUUCGUUCUUGGUUACCGUGUAUAUUUUUUGCUGGAGGCAUAACAAUGGGAAACAUUGGUCGACAGCUGGCAAUGUAUGAAUGUAAAGUUAUCGCAGAAAAAUCUCAUCAGGAAUGAAGAAGGCAAAAAUAUAUCUUUUGUACAGAAAAACAAGAUGAAAAGGGCAUGUAAAUGAUAGCUAUAUCAACAAAGCUUCAGACUGUAAAAUUGCCAGGGUGCAGUUUUCCCCUUGAUAUGUGUGUGUGUGUGUGUGUGUGUGUGUGUGUG
Molecule: messenger RNA, 1155 nt
Organism: Odobenus rosmarus divergens (Pacific walrus)
Lineage: Eukaryota; Metazoa; Chordata; Mammalia; Carnivora; Odobenidae
Gene: INSIG2
Product: insulin induced gene 2
Exons: 5
Coding region: 328-1005 (225 amino acids)
Biological process (GO): cellular response to insulin stimulus; SREBP-SCAP complex retention in endoplasmic reticulum; cholesterol biosynthetic process
Cellular component (GO): endoplasmic reticulum; SREBP-SCAP-Insig complex
Source: RefSeq, a predicted model, not a curated record